This is a messenger RNA of Gongylonema pulchrum, 1920 nucleotides long. The record is from the annotation of a GenBank genome assembly. NCBI's taxonomy places the organism in Eukaryota, Metazoa, Nematoda, Chromadorea, Rhabditida, Gongylonematidae.
AUGGAGCAGCAGAUGAUUAAAUUGGAGUGCUUUUGUAAGAUGCAAAAUAAAACUUCGGCAAAUAUUCAGGAAGAAUUGUUGGUGUUUGGCUAUGCUUCACGAUUGUACGCAAACGACGAGCGUGCCGAGUGGUUGGCGGAGGAACGGCAUCUGAUCGCUCAUCCAGCAGAUUCUCAGCUUUUAAUUGAUAGGUAUGAUUGUCGAUUGCACAUGCUAAGUGUGGAACUGCUGAACUUAGCUAGCUCGGUGCAGGAGGGGAAUGGCGGUACUGAUUGCCCGGCUGAAUUGCUCGAAGAGGAAAUGUGCGAAGAGGAACGCUAUAAAGAUAUGUUCGAGGAUAUUAGAAGAUUAGAAGAAGAAAGGGAGGAGCGAAAACGCGCAGAAAUUGAAUUUAUUUAUGAAGAAAGCUGUAAAGCAGCGAUUGCUAGCAGUAGCAGCGAGCAGGACGUCGAUGAGCCCUUUCGACCUCCUGAAAGUAUCAAACUUCCACUGGGCAUGAAUUUGGCAAGUUUUGGUUUCCUGGAAUUCGACCAUCCCUUGAAUGCAUAUUAUAAAUACAUUUCGAAGUUGAUCCGAGAAAAGAAGUAUAUCCCAAAACCGUUCCUGUCAAAGCGACGUCCGGAAUCGAAUAACCUGGAAUCUUUGGAAGGGCAGCGCAGUCUGGACAGUGCUGCUGAAAAAAGUAAAUUUCUGAAUACUGAUGUGAAUACUGAUGUUCAUUUCAAGUAUUUGCAUGAUGUUUUUGGUGAAUAUUCAGAUUCUGGUGCUGAAAGCGAUUCGGAUUUCGAUUCUGAAGGUGAUGGUAACGAUGACUAUCUCCAUCCACUGCUCAUGGGUCGAUUGCGCAAAAAUGAUUCUCGCAGUAGUUCUCCUGUAAUUGGUCCGAAAACAAAGGAGGAGCAUGAGGCUGCUAAUGACGUCUAUUCUUCUUUGUAUAAAAGCCUGUCGGACGUAUUUGUGUCACAAGCGAAGCCGGAUGAGCCGCCCAGUAAAAGUGAUUAUUAUGAAUGGUACGUGAGUUUUUACGGUGAGGCACCAAAGAAUGAUAAUCCGACCGUCAUACCACCACCACCUGAUGUUAUGCCGAUUGUGAAUAAUACCGCUCAAUAUGUCGCCAGAUACGGAGUUCAGGCUGAACAGUUCUUAUCAGGACGGCUCGACCACAAACUAGGGUUUCUGCAUGCCGAUCAACCGUAUUACGGUUAUUAUCACUCACGCAUUCGGUAUUAUCAGCAGGUGGACGCAGCAUAUUUGCAGUAUCACCAGGAGCAGUGCAGUAGUGCUGCUUCUGCUGCUCCCGCUGCCGAUACAGAAGCUGAUGGCACGAACGGUGACAGAACAAAUGACGUGUCGCUUAAUGAGUUAUUGCAAGCGCCUCCGCCACCACCUCUACCUUUCAUGAAUAGAAAGAUGCGUCGGCGUGGCUUCCAUGACCCACCGCGUGCAGCCGAAGCCGAUCUACAAAGUAUUGCUGAAGUUGGACUAGUCAGUCCAGAGAUUCAGAUGAGUAAAGUACAGUCGUCUCCUGCACUUUUGAACAGUGCCAGUGAAAGGGAAACGAGUGGUAGCCCAUCAGCUAAAAAGGCAUCUACAGGGCCAAUUUCCUUCUCGCUGAAUAUGGCGCAGAUGAGUAAAGUACAGUCAUCUCCUGCACUUUUGAACAGUGCCAGUGAAAGGGAAACGAGUGGUAGCCCAUCAGCUAAAAAAACAUCUACAGGGCCAAUUUCCUUCUCACUGAAUGUCCAAAAAACGGAAGAUAAAAAGAUCUCAAAGACGAUAAGUGCAGUGCGGCUUGGUGCUGAUGAGGAUGAUGAGGAAAAUGGCGCAACAGAAAUGCUGGAUGUUCCUCCCGGUGUUUUCACUAACGUAAGUUUGCAGGAUGAUCAAAAGCUAUGUUUUUACGGAAAUGAACACCUUUGA